Hyaloscypha bicolor E is the source of this 285-nucleotide messenger RNA. RefSeq lists its product as uncharacterized. Gene Ontology annotation, molecular function: nucleic acid binding. The transcript has a single exon. The record is from RefSeq and is a predicted model, not a curated record. The annotation marks the transcript as partial. Lineage: Eukaryota; Fungi; Ascomycota; Leotiomycetes; Helotiales; Hyaloscyphaceae.
AACAAAUACGAAUCUCACGUCUAUAAACCCUUUCAAUUAAAGGCUGGCGAAUAUAAUAUCAAGCUCUUCUGGUUCCCCUCCCAUUUGACAUACGCCCUUCAACCACUUGAUAUUGGUAUAUUCCGCCCCUGGAAGCACUACCAUAAAAUGGCGAUUCAUACGGCCCUCCGAUCUCUUGAUUUUGAAUAUACGAUUACCUCCUUUUUUCGCAAUCUUACCUUUAUUCGUACGCAAAUAAUGCAAAAGUAUACAAUUAAGAAUACCUUUGAGAGUUCUGGUAUAUAG